This is a messenger RNA of Funneliformis geosporum, 534 nucleotides long. Lineage: Eukaryota; Fungi; Glomeromycota; Glomeromycetes; Glomerales; Glomeraceae. The record is from the annotation of a GenBank genome assembly.
AUGGAGAUAUUAGGGAAUUCUACAUUGGAUAAAACAAGAGGAAUCGGAUUGGGUAUCGCAUUUAUUGAAUGCAUUUUCGUUUUACGUACACCACCAAAUGAUGGAUUAGUCGAAUUUGAUAAUUUUCAUUUUCACAUUACGACAAAUAAAAAAUCUUAUGCAUGUGCAAAUUACUUCAUAAUACAUCUCCAACAGAAACGAUUAACGUGGGAUGCUACCGUAUUAAAGGAGUCUGAAGAAUUUAUUAAAAGGGUUUACAAGCGAUUAUUGAAGGAACCGGAUAAUUUGACAAAAGCUUUAUUACACUUGGUUACUCAACGAAGAGGAGAAAUCAAUAACACCCCUUUGGAUGUGUCACUUAUUCCUGACACGCUUACUAUGUUCUUGACGGUAAACACCGACAGAGAUCUUACUGAGCAAAUUUCCAAUGUAAAUAAUACGGAACCGAUGUCUGAUGAAGCCAUCGUUGGUAACCUUAUGGAAGCAGCUGCUGGAGGUAUAGAUGAAAACUUUGUGAUAUCAGUUAUUGUAUGA